GGAGAAAACGUGCUUUUCCUGGUGACCAACUUCAUCGCUACAGCAAAGCAAGCCCAGGGCGCCUGUCCCGAGGUUCUAGACUUGGUGGAUGUCUUCUAUAAAUGUUUGGGAUGUGCUUGGAGAAACGGGAGCAGCCAUGCAGAAAUGUGGAGCCCCUCUGUUCUUGAUGCGACGUGCACAGAAGAUGCAGACUGUCCCGUGGGAAACCCAGUGGUUCGUGGCAACGGGAUAAAAACUGGGAAAUGUGUGAUGUUCAACACCACCCAUUCCACCUGUGAGAUCUAUGGCUGGUGUCCUGUGGAGAAUAACACUCUGCCCAGGAAACCUCUUCUGGCUGAGGCAGAGAAUUUCACUCUUUUUAUAAAAAAUACCAUCCACUUCACCAAAUUUAACUUCUCCAAGUGCAAUACUUUGCAAACCAAUGACCCUGCCUAUUUCAAGAGCUGCACGUACGAUCCGUUCUUCAGCCCCUCCUGCCCCAUCUUCCGUGUCCGUGACAUGGUGGAGGCAGCUGGAGAGACCUUUGGGGACCUCGCACUGCUGGGGGGGAGCAUUGGAGUCCGCAUUGAGUGGGACUGCGACCUGGAUCACCCUGCUGCCCAGUGCCAGCCACAGUACUCCUUCAGCCUGCAGGACCGGAGGUACAAUUUCAGAACUGCCUCCUACUACUGGGACUCCCAGCGGCGGCUCUACCGGAACCUACUGAAGCUCUACGGCAUCCGCUUUGACAUCUCUGUGCAUGGCCAGGCUGGGAAGUUCAGCAUAAUUCCGGCUGCUGUGAGCUUCGCCACUGGCAUCGCGUUCUUUGGUGCCGCCACGGUGGUCUGUGACCUGGUUCUGCUCUACCUGGAUGCGAAAGCUGACUUCUAUUGGAAGGAGAAGUUCGAGGAGGCAAAACCCCCUAAAGGUAAGACCGAGGCUGCCGCUUAG
Phaethon lepturus (White-tailed tropicbird) is the source of this 930-nucleotide messenger RNA. Its product is annotated as P2X purinoceptor 6-like. The record is from RefSeq and is a predicted model, not a curated record. Lineage: Eukaryota; Metazoa; Chordata; Aves; Phaethontiformes; Phaethontidae. Gene Ontology annotation, biological process: monoatomic cation transmembrane transport; response to ATP. The transcript is spliced from 11 exons. Gene Ontology annotation, molecular function: ATP binding; extracellularly ATP-gated monoatomic cation channel activity; purinergic nucleotide receptor activity. The annotation marks the transcript as partial. Gene Ontology annotation, cellular component: nuclear inner membrane; plasma membrane.